Paramecium octaurelia is the source of this 936-nucleotide messenger RNA. The record is from the annotation of a GenBank genome assembly. Lineage: Eukaryota; Ciliophora; Oligohymenophorea; Peniculida; Parameciidae.
AUGAAAUCGGCAGUGAUUUUACUAAUAGGCUUGUUGAGUGCUGUUGCUUACUUGAAUAAAGAAGAAAAUGAUAGUUAUACUGAAUUUUAGAGAUGGAAAAUUGAAUAUGGAAAAUCGUAUACAGGGCAGCAAGAAGUUUUUCGAUUCUUUAAUUUUUAAAUUAAUCGAAAUAAAGUAUAUAAACAUAAUUCUGAUCCAAAUAAAACUUAUUUUAUGAGAAUGAACUAGUUCAGUGAUUUAUCUUAAGAGGAAUUUUCAUUGAUUUAUCUAACUCAUGAUAUUUCAGAAGAUGUGAUGGAAUAAAACUAAAUUACUGAUGAAAUAUAAAACACUUAAGAAAAUGAUAAAACAAUCAAUUCAGUUGAUUGGAGAAAGAUUACAUAGGUUAAAGAUUAAGGGUAGUGUGCUGGAUGCUGGGCUUUUGGAGCUGUAGGAGCAGCAGAAGCUUGGUUUUAUGUUAAAAAUAAAACAACAGUUAUAUUAUCAGAAUAGUAAUUGAUUGAUUGUGAUACUCAGUCUUUCGGAUGCAAUGGAGGUUAUUAAAACCUUGCACUAAAGUAUAUUGCUAAUCAUGGAUUGAAUGAUGCUAGAGUUUAUCCAUAUACAUAGAAAUAAUCAGCAUAUUGUAAAUACGAUUCAGGACCAUAUAAAACAAACGGAGCUUAAGGUGUAAGUUCUAAUAAUUUCAAAUCCUUUUUAACUGAAUAUCCUUUGUUAGUUGUUGUUGAUGCAACCAAUUGGUAGUUUUACGGAGGAGGGGUUUUUAAGGAUUGUAACAGAUCUGUAAAUCAUGCCGUCCUAGCUGUUGGAUUUGAUGAAAAUGAUAAUUGGUUUGUUAAAAAUUCAUGGGGAAUUUCUUGGGGUGAAAAAGGAUUCAUUACUCUUGCCCCUGGAAACACUUGUGGCAUUACUUCUUAUGCAUACAGAGCUAUCUGA